AUAUCAUUUUCUAAGCUAAGGAAUUAAAAACAUGUAGUGUGACCAUGAAAGAAAGAGUAUAUAAAGACACUAAGUGUCCAGCGAAAGACACAAGUUAACAACUGUUGUUUCAGUCUGUUUGCCUACAUCCAUUUGUCUUCAGAAUGAAAUUCCUCGUUCUUCCUCUUCUUUUCGCCGUGGCUAUGUCCGCCGAAAUUGGUGUCAACCACGCAGGUGACUCCUACAACUUCCACUAUGCCGCUGGUGAUGCAGGUGGCCACAGCCGAGUCGAAAGCGGCCAUGGCAGCUCUGUUUCUGGCAGCUACAGCUACGUCGAUCCCAAUGGCAACCUUAGAACCGUCAGCUACACCGCUGGACCUGAUGGCUUCAAACCUUCUGGAGACAUUGGAGUAGACAAGAAGACUGCCGAUGAUGCCGCUGCUAUCGCCGCCCUUGCUCCCAAGGCUCCAGAAGUACCAGCAGCCCCUGUGCAUCACUUCAAUUAUGCCCCCUACUAUCAUCACCCCGGAGCUUAUGUACACCAUGCACCCAACUACGCUCACUGGGGAGCUUUCUGGUAAAUCUAUUGGAUUAGGCUUAUGGAUAUUCUGUGAGAAAUAUACUGUUUGUCGAGGCUUUAUGUGAAAUUUGAUGAACCUCUCAAUAGACUGGCUUUGGGUACAAACUGUUAUAUUUGGGAUAAAGCGCUUUCUUGACUACCGCUUAAUUUAAAACAUGCAAUAGGCUUCCCAAUUUUACAAAUAGUCAUUUGUUGUUCCUCUAUACAUUUUGCAAGGAGUGUGAAAUGAUGUAAAUUGUUUUGAUAAAACUGUAAAUUACUAUAAAUAAAAAGUUUGAAAGAA
Molecule: messenger RNA, 842 nt
Organism: Argiope bruennichi
Lineage: Eukaryota; Metazoa; Arthropoda; Arachnida; Araneae; Araneidae
Product: adult-specific rigid cuticular protein 11.9-like
Exons: 2
Coding region: 144-560 (138 amino acids)
Cellular component (GO): chitin-based extracellular matrix
Molecular function (GO): structural constituent of chitin-based larval cuticle
Source: RefSeq, a predicted model, not a curated record